GCAAGAUUUCAUUGUAAAAUGUUUCCGUUUUUCUAAGUUGCAAAAUACUAAGAGUUUGAAGAUUUAGAAAUUGAUAUAUUUACAUUAACAGUUUUAAUUUUAAAACUUUCCUUUAAGUAGAAGUUUUUUUCUAUUUGGAUAUAUUAAAUUCAGUUUCAGUUCUGUGUAAGUUUUAUAAAUUUAAAAUUUAUAAGAUUUAAAUUUUACGUGGAUAGCAUUUGGACUGUUCUUGAAUAUUACAACUGCACCCUACAAUUGCUACUUUUCAAAAUAAACUGUUAUAGUAGAAUGACUGCAUUUUUUUCUUAAGUCAGCCCAACAUGUUGUGAAAAACCAUCUUUAUUCGGUACAUAUGGUGUUUAACAUUUGUUACAUAUUUGUAAAAAAACAAUUAUGUCAUUGCUGGAUGAAGAACAGAAUUAAAAUUAAUAUUAUAAAAUCCUGCAUAGUCUUUAUAUUAAAAAUAACAAUCUCUGCAAAAGAUCAACACUUAUCGUUCAAAUGAGUUUAUAUCAAUUUAAGAGUAAGAACUCAAUUUUUAUGCGCAUUAUUUAAGAAUGAAUGGUAAAGCAUAAUUGUCUUCAUGAAAACGGACAUGAUUUGAUUUUAUUCGCAACGAGAAACAGCUGGUUAAUGUGUAUGCAAGUAAAAAAGUUGGAAUUAAUGUGUCUUACCUCUUGUUUUGAGUAUAAUGACACAAAGAAUGUGCUUGGACAAAUGCAAUAACUGAUACUAUUGGUACAGGAGAAUAUGUUCUAUGUUUUAGGAAGAGACAUUAAGUAAUAAUAUAAAUGUGAAGUUGCUUUUUUACUUCAUAACUAGUGAUAUGCUUCUGUCAGACAUUAAAACAUGAUGUCCUUUAAUUUGACUAGGGCGCGCAUCAGAAUAAUUUUAACUGGGACGUCUUUCUACAUAUGUGGAUAUUUUGGAUUCUUAAAGAACAUCGACCUUAUCAAAAACAAAGAGCGUUCCAUAACAACAAGAAGAAACAUUACUUCUUCGGAUGGAUACUAUGAAAAAUAUGUCAGAUAUACUAAUAGCCAAAUGCAUUUUUACACCUCAAAUAUGUUGAGACACAUAGCAUUCUUGAAAGUUCAUAAAGCGGGAUCAAGUACAAUGCAGAAUAUUUUUUUCCGAUUUGGCUUAAAAUAUAAUUUGAAUGUUUUUGUUCCGAACACCGGGAAUUUUCUGCGUAGCAGAUAUCAAAUAAUACCUCUCAAAGGAAAUGACCAUUACGAUAUAAUUGCAUGUCAUACAUAUUACAAAAAUUUCAGGUUAUUUAACAUACUUCCAUCAGAUGCAGUCAAAAUUGGAAUAGUCCGUGAACCAUUAAGCAGAAUGAUCAGCUCUGCAUACUUUUAUCGCGAUAUGUCUAGGUUUCCAUAUUUGGUGAGAGUUCCAGAUUCAAAAUUCAUAAACAAUUUAGUAAAUUAUCCAGAACGAUUCGAGCGUAAAUACUUUUCCUUUACGAGAAAUGCAAUGGCCAGAGACUUCAGUUUUCCAUAUUAUCAGCCAUCAGAUAAAGCUCACAUCCAAAAGUAUCUAAACAAACUAAACGAAGAGAUUUUGCUAGUUCUAGUCCUUGAAAGAUUCAACGAGUCGCUCGUGCUAAUGAAGAGAAUUCUAAAUUGGCGAUUAACUGAUAUAAUAUACCUUGCCUCAAACACUCAUGAACACGAGCAAGUCUUUUUAAAUGAAACGGAAGUUGCAAACUUUAAGAUGACAAAUUUCUUAGACUUCGAAAUUUAUCAGUAUUUUCUGAAAGUGUUAGAGUCGAAAUUGCAGCAAGUUUCGAAAGGUUUCAAUGAAGAAGUCACAUUUUUUAAAAUAGUGCUAGAGAAGGUUUCCUUUUUUUGCACUGACUAUCAUCAAACAGAACGCCAAACGCUUGUUAUUGAAGGCUUUGAUAGAGGUGACGACAUCAUAGUUUCUGAGACAGACUGUAAGUUAAUGCAAAGAUCGGAACAGCAUUUCAUUUCAUCGCUUCGAAAAAAUCUUCUGCGAUUGCAGCGUUGAAAUGAUGUUCAAGAUUUGUCAAUAUUUUCACAGAUGAAACAUCAUGGCAUGUAAUGUCGGUACAAUAAAACCUUUUGCCGUACAUUUUGAUAGUUUAAGCAAAAUAUGUAUAAUUAGACAUAAAUUCAUUGAUGUGGAAAUUAAAAAUCACUAGCAUUCUGCAGCCUAUAUUCAUACAUACUGAUAUAUUUGUCUCAUUUUCUUUCCAGUUUGCCAGAAGCCCACAUAUUGUCAGGGACAUUGGAAUAAUAAAAUAAUUGGAAAUUGUAAAAUCCCAGCCGUCAGUGCCCAAUUCCAGACUUUGGAGUCCAUCUAUACAUAUGAUGGAGACAUGCGCAACUUUUAUUCUCCCAGUUUUGACCUCCUCUAGUGUCAGCAUUGUUCUAUAAAUUGCAUUCUUACAAAGUUAUUCUUACUGUCAAAAGGCAGAUGACUUAGCCCCUGUCAUCUCUUACUAUUUCAUUUCUUCCACAUAUUAUCCCUGGCUGUAUGAUCCAUGAUUAAAUUUCGUAUUAUUUUUUAAUUUCGACACUAACAAACUAACAUUCUUACACAAUAAUUCUUGCUUUUUUAAGACCAGGGGACUAAGCCCUUUCAGUCCGUACUACCCCAUUAUCUUCCCAGUAUUGUAUGAUCCAUGAUAAAAUUUCAUACUUUUCAAAUGUCGCCUGUUAUAAAAUUACAAUCAUGCAAAAUAUGUCCUACUACGAAAAGGCUAGGGGAUUACUACCUCGUGUAUUCUCCUUGUUAAAUGACUCAUGAUGAAAUUUCAUAUUUUUCCAAUUUUGCCACUUACAAAAUCAUAAUUUUAUCAAAUAAUUAAGAUACGAAAAGGCCGAGCCCAUUUCAGCUCUUCAUACCUUCUACCUCUCAGGUAUAUUCCAGUUGUUUUGUGAUUUAUUUUUAUAUUUUUCAAAUUUGGCCACUUAAAAAAAUACUAUAUUACAAAUUAAUUGUUACUACGAGAAGACUGGGGACUUUCAUCUCUUCCCUCAGGGUGCAAUUUAUUCAUCCUGACCUAAUUAAUUUUUGAUCCGCGCAAAUUAAAUACAUAGAGGUUUCCAGGGUACCAGAAUAAUACUUUUUUUCAGAUUUCCGGUUUCGUUCAGACUUACUUUUAUUAGUCUACGAAAUAAAGUCAUGGAUUUGUUAUCUAUGUCUCAACAUGUUUGACAGAACCACAACUAAAACCAAAAGUUUAGGACGAGCAUCGAAAAUUUUCCCAGACCAGAUUUUUUCACAAUUAAUAUGUCUAAACAUGUAUUUUUCUCGCAGAAAACAACAAACCAUUCAGUUGUAGCUGUUGUAACAUGUUUAAGAGUAUUUACAUGAGCUUCCAAUAUGAAUAGCUGUUGACAUUUGUGUCCGUCCGUAAAUCUCUAGACUUGCUACGGGGAUCGUAUAAUGGUUAUUUUCAGAAAGUUUCACCAUUUUUAAUUUAUUGUAGAAACAGUUACAGAUAAAAUAUGAAACUGAAAUAUAUUUUAUUACAAAAAAAAUAAAUGCGAAACAACAAUACAAAUAAACUAUUUCUACAAGAUUAACAAAACCUAAGGCUUAUGCUGUUCCUUAGGCAAAAGAAAGGACCUGUUACAAUUAUACAAAAUCUAUACAGAAAUGCGCUUUGUUGAAAUGAUGGAUUCCGAGAGGACUCUCUCCUUAACGGUGGCAAACGAAAUACCGAAGUCUGGACAGGCAUGGUUCAAAAGCAACCAAUGGGCAUUAAUAAGCUGUAUAGUUUUAUGAAGGAGAUGAAAACGGAGGACGAAAUUAAAUGCGACAAACGAUGAACACCCUACAGGUAAUGCAAAAAGCUAAACAUUGAAAUUAUUAUGUUAUUAUCUUAAACUUGCCUUAUAGUAUACACAUUUUUCUCCUUGGACAAAAAAAUUCUCUGCUUUGUUGAUUGUUUGUUUUUCAUCUAAAACAAAUCAUGUCUUUCCUCCAAAAAAAUCACCUCUUUAACACACAUGAAUAGAUGUAUCCAAUUUAGUCUAUUUUUCGUAUCAGUUUCUGACAAUUUUAUUUUGUAAUCCUUUCUGCUUUUGCGAUCUUCCAUUAUCAACGCACCAGACUAAAGCCGACCCCGGUAAAACAUCAAUAUUUCAAAAUUAUUGUCAGCUAACUGGAAUUGUUAGUCUGUACUGUUACUCCUACACUU
Molecule: messenger RNA, 4177 nt
Organism: Mercenaria mercenaria
Lineage: Eukaryota; Metazoa; Mollusca; Bivalvia; Venerida; Veneridae
Product: galactose-3-O-sulfotransferase 2-like
Exons: 2
Coding region: 850-2016 (388 amino acids)
Biological process (GO): glycolipid biosynthetic process
Cellular component (GO): membrane
Molecular function (GO): galactosylceramide sulfotransferase activity
Source: RefSeq, a predicted model, not a curated record